GCUCAUAGGCAAAGUUUCAUUGGGGCUACUGCCCACUGGAUAGAGCCAGAUACCCUAGAAAGAAAGUCUGUGGCUCUGGCUUGUAAAAGGCUGAAAGGGACACAUUCUUAUGAUGUGUUAGCCAGUGCGCUUAAUGAUAUUCAUAGUGAGUAUAACAUCCGUGAAAAAAUUGUUAGGACCACAACAGAUAAUGCCUCAAACUUUAUUAAGGCCUUCCGAGUUUAUGCAUGUGAAGAUGAAGGAAGUUCAAUUACAGAUGAGAGUAAAGGUGUGGAUGACAGUGAAGAGGAGGAUGCAGAAGAGGAGACAGAGGGUGUUGAAGUGGAAGCUUUGAUGGAGGAAGAAGAUGAGUGUUCUGAAUAACAGCUUCCAAAGCAUCACCGUUGUGCCUGUCAUAUUCAGAAUUUGAUCUCAACCGUAGAUGCUAGAAAAGCUGAAUCAAAUGCUAUGUACAAGAAGGUAUCUCGUGCAGCAUUUGCCAAGUGCUCAGCUCUUUGGAAUAAGAGUUCCCGGUCAUCUACAGCUGCAGAGGUUAUUGAGAGGGAGUGCAAGCUGCAAUUGAUCCGUCCAGUUGAGACCAGGUGGAACUCUCUCUUCCUUGCAGUUGAGCGAAUACUGAGGAUAAUUAGGGAAAGUGGAGAAGGAGCAGUCAGAGCAGUGACCAUUGCACUUAACGUCCCAAUGUAAGUUUGUCAUGGAGCAGAUACGUAGUUGUGAUGUGGUAGGCUAUUGAUUGUGUAAAAUAAUGUUGUUUACUAAUGAUUUACUCCAUUUAAUUGAACUGAAAUAGUGUAGCCUAUGCUUAUCAUGCUGACAUUAUGCAUGUUCUCACAUGGUGUUUUACAGGUUCAGCCUGCAGAACUUGCUUUCUUGUCUGACUAUGCAUCAACCAUGAGCCCAGUCUCUAAGGCACUCAACAUAUUGCAGGGAGAGGUGGAUGUCCACAUGGGAUGGCUGGUACCCACUAUAGCGCUCCUAACUGUGAAGCUGGACCGCCUCCAAACUUCAUCCAAGUUCUGCCAGCCACUGAUCUCUGCUCUUCAGGAAGGAAUACAGCAGCGGUUUGGAAAAAUGAUGAAUGACCCAGAACUCAUAUCUGCUGCAAUUUUACUUCCUAAGUUCCGCACAUCAUGGACAAGCAAUGAAAACUUGCUAAAGUUGGGCAUGGACUACAUCAAGACACACAUGGAGGAAGAGUCAGCCUUAUCAUCACCUGGUAGCCAUUCUGGAUCUGAGGAGGAAGACUUUUUUGGCCUUAUGAAGGGAAAUGUCCACGAAACCACAAAACAGUUGGAUGCCUAUCUGGCCAACACUUCUACCUCAGUGGACAUACUCAAGUCAGUGCCCGCAGUUUUUAAUUUGUCCCUGAAGCUCAACACACCACUGCUCCCAUCAGCAGCAUGCAAACGAAUGUUUAGCACAGCAGGGCACAUUUUUUCUGCAAAAAGAGGCAGGCUAGUAUCAAAAAACUUUGAGAACCAAAUUUUGUUGAAAUUGAACAAAAACUAUUGGUAAUGCUAUGCGGAACCAAAUACAGUAUUAGGGCUCUAAUACUCUCAUGUUCUAUAGGGGCAUUUUGCCCUUUUGACCUUUGAUUGCCUGGCCAAAAUUUUUAUUUGAAGGUCCUUUGUUUUUAAGUUUCUUAUCGUAGCAUCUGCCUUUAUAUUGACUUCAUUGUUUUUUUUUUUUGUCCUGUUAAUGUUAUAUUAGGUUGAUCAGAGUUCUAAAUAGCAAUAUUGCUUGCAUGUUUUAAGAGAAGCACUCACCCUUGUCAAAUUUUGUUUGGUGCUUAUUUUUUUCUCAUUCUAAUGUGUUAUACAUUAUUAGCGUAAUGCUUUUGGAUUUUCUGUCAUCAAUGGAGUAUAAGCCUCAAAUGCAGUUUUAGCAAAAAUUUCCCCAUGCAGGCCAAGGUAAAGGACUAAAGCAACUGCUGUUGAGCAGAAUAAACUGGUCAUACAAAUUUGAUUAAAGUGUUCAGAAUAACACUCACCUGUGUACUUUUGAGUUUUUUUUUACUGCAGUAUAGUAAAAAUAAAAUAAUUUGUAUGUCAUAAUUGGCUUAGCUUAAUUAAUAUUUAAUGAGUAAUAAGUAAAUAACCAGAUUUUUACAGUGUGUCAGUAUUGCAGAGAGC
Messenger RNA from Triplophysa dalaica, 2132 nucleotides. RefSeq lists its product as uncharacterized. NCBI's taxonomy places the organism in Eukaryota, Metazoa, Chordata, Actinopteri, Cypriniformes, Nemacheilidae. The record is from RefSeq and is a predicted model, not a curated record. Bases 799 to 1515 code for a protein of 238 amino acids. The transcript has 2 exons.